AUGCCACAUUCGACCGAGGCAUCGACGCCGGCGGUGACAAUCACUACACUUGACGAGAAAUUGAGCCAUGCCGAUGCAGAAACGCCAGCGCGCUUCCUUCGAGACCAUGGCAUCACCUCCGACACCCUCCCUUACUGGCUGGUGAACCUGCCCCGGUCGCACUGGACCGCCGAAUGCCCUUCCUUUCUACGAGACCAGCCGGAGAAGAACAUCCGAUGCCUGGCAACCCCAGACAGCAACUACCAACGACAGAACUGGGGGCAGGUGCAGGAGAUCAUUAGAACGAACCGGAUCGAUCGAUUCCAGCGCGUCCCAAGCGACCUGCGCAAGUAUCUAGAAUAUACGGCGCGGAUUAAAGCCGAGUAUGGAUCGGUGAUGCGGUUUGUGGUUAAGGAGCGGUUGCGCUGGGGCGAUGGGAACCCCGAGGACCUGCACCCACGGGGAGGCCCGUUUGAGUUCGCCGAGGACAUUCGGAUCCUAUACAAUGACUGGCCGUAUGGCAUCGACACAGACAUUAUCCACCUGGUCGUCUGGACCAAGUUUGAGCUCCCGGAUGAUCCCGCCACCGACGAUCUGACAGGCGAAGCACGCGAGGCGAUCCAGCGAUUUGUGCAGGCGACGUUCUGCGCGCGGGUGGCGCCUGAGCAGGUCGUCUGGUUCAAGAACUGGAAGUCGCUCAAGUCGGUCCACGCGGUCGAGCACUUCCACGUCAUGCUCCACCGGCCUGAUCUGACCUUCGUGCGGGAGAUCACCCACGGAGACGUGCCGCUGAUCGAGCGGGUGUGA
Molecule: messenger RNA, 786 nt
Organism: Penicillium canariense
Lineage: Eukaryota; Fungi; Ascomycota; Eurotiomycetes; Eurotiales; Aspergillaceae
Product: GIG1 family protein
Exons: 3
Coding region: 1-786 (261 amino acids)
Biological process (GO): N-acetylglucosamine metabolic process
Cellular component (GO): cytoplasm
Source: RefSeq, a predicted model, not a curated record